UGUAGUGUGUAUCCCGUCCCUCUUAACCCUGUCGGUGCUCUCCGGGAUUCCCGUUAACAUCCAGACUUUCCAUCAUUCUUCUCCGUAUUUUCCGGGUGUUUCUGACCCGGGAGCGGCUCUUGAUCUCCGCCGGGUCUCCUUUCCUCUCUGCCGGGUCUCCUCUCCUGUCCGCCGGGCAGCCUCAGCGGGGCUCCGGAGCUGUGGAUGCGGGAGAAGCGGUGAUAAAUCUGUUCUGUAAUCUCCGGAUUUGAACGGGAUUUCCUCAGAUUUCAGCCUCCAGAAGCUUCGUUUGAGAACCUGACCUUCCCAGCAACAUUAAAGCUCCGCUGAUACCCGGUCAUAUGAAGAGCUGCUCUGGUGAAGCCCAUAUUUCGAACGUCCGUAGCGGCCAAAUGGUGGUACUACAACUCAAGUGACGUCAGUUUGGCGCGAAAGACUUUUCCCUUUUGACUUAGAUUGAGAAACAGACGUCUGUAAACCAGAGGGUAAUUUUCUAAACUGAAAUUCUCAAACAUCUGAAUCCAGAAUUAUUCUCUCUCUCCAUUCAUCUGACUGACAGAGGAGGCGGGGCUUAAGGAAAACUCGACUGCGCAUGCUCUGUGGGCCCACAUCCGGGUGCUUUCAGGGUCUACAGUCGCUUCACUAUUGGCUUCAGGCGCUUCUGAGCAGCUCCAUAGGAACGAAUGGAUGUUUAUGGGAUGUUCCAGUUCAGGUCAUUAUUCAUGUACAUGAAUAUAUCAAUUUAUUAAUAUUUAUUAAUAUACAGCUGCUGCCAGGUGACUCACAUCUAAAGAACCUCAGGCAGGUUAAUAGAGAACAGAUUUCAGAUUAUUUAAUUAUAAUUAUUAAUAAAACUAUGCAGAAACAUUAGGGAAACUAUUUAUCGUGAUUUAUUAUAAAAUCGAAUAUUAUUUAGAUAUUAUUAUUAGAUACAUAUAUAUUAAUAAAGAGGUCACUAGUUUCCUGAAACAGUAGACCUAACAAAUAAUCUCAUCAUUUGACAUAAAAUAUUUUGAAACCUUUCUGCAAACGUAAAUUCUUUUUUAAAUGAAUGUUUAUGAGGACGUCUCAAAGAAAUCGCACAAAAUUCCUAAAAUCAGAUACUAAACGGGCUGUUGGAUAUAUUGUUAGAGACUACAUUUGUACGAGACAAAUACAAUUCCUAGAAAACUUUAAAGUGACCUCAGUGCAACCUGAACAUACUCAGACAAAUCCUCAUUAACUUCAAAACUUGAACUGUGAAUGAUUUAUUAGUCUCUUUUUUUUCAAACCAACACUAAAAUAUAUUGUUGUACUACUCUGAAUUAAAUCCAGUCCUCAGGUGUGUGCAGGAGGUACACAUGUUUUAAAUAUAUGUUUGUACUGCAGAUAAACAUUUAUAGAAUAUCGAAAAAAAGAGAGUAAAACCUUUUAAACCGAGUUAGAAACUCAAACUCCCGCUGACUGGAAUCUGCAGCGUGGAAUUAUGGGAAGUGUAGUUGUAUGCUGCUCACUUAAAGGGACUACAACAGUGGACUACAGCUCCCAGCAGCAUUAGCGGCAGUCUCUGUAUCUCUAACACGAUGUCGGAUAAGACGGCGCCGCGCUGCCAGCUGCGUCUGGAGUGGAUCCACGGUUACCGCGGACACCAGUGCCGCAACAACCUGUACUACACGGCCGGGAAGGAGCUGGUGUACUUCGUGGCCGGGGUGGGCGUGGUCUUCAACCCGCGGGAACACACCCAGAAGUUCUACCUGGGACACAACGAUGACAUCAUCAGUCUGGCGCUGCACCCCGAUAAGGUGCAGGUGGCGACGGGUCAGGUGGGCAAGGACCCGUUCAUCUGUAUCUGGGACACCUAUGCCAUGCAAACCGUCUCCAUCCUGAGGGACGUCCACACACACGGGGUCGCCUGCCUCGCCUUCGACUCCGACGGACAGCGGUUGGUGUCGGUGGGUCUGGACGCCAAGAACACGCUGUGUGUUUGGGACUGGAGGAGAGGACGGGUGCUGGCCACGGCCACCGGACACUCAGACAGAAUCUUUGACGUGGCCUGGGAUCCGAUCCAGACCAGCCGUCUGGUCAGCUGUGGAGUCAAACACAUCAAGUUCUGGACGCUGUGUGGGAACGCUCUGACCCCGAAGAGAGGGAUCUUUGGGAAGACGGGCGACCUGCAGACCAUCCUGUGCGUCUCCACAGCUAAAGAGGAGCUGACGUACUCCGGAGCACUGAACGGAGACGUGUAUGUCUGGAAAGGCGUGGCGCUGGUCCGCACCGUGCAGGCCGCUCACGGGGCUGGGAUCUUCAGCAUGCACGCCUGUGAGGAAGGGUUUGCCACCGGUGGACGAGACGGCUGCAUCCGCCUGUGGGACGUCGACUUCAAACCCAUCACCAAGAUCGACCUGAGGGAGGCGGAGCAGGGGUACAAAGGUCUAUCGAUCCGCAGCGUCUGCUGGAAGGCCGACCGGAUCCUUGCGGGGACGCAGGACAGCGAGAUCUUCGAGGUGAUGGUGAGAGACCGGGACAAACCGCUGCUGUUGAUGCAGGGUCACAGCGAGGGAGAGCUGUGGGCACUCGACCUCCACCCAAAACAACCGGUUGCCGUCACCGGGAGCGACGACCGCUCUGUCAGGCUGUGGAGUCUCCCCGACCACACCCUGCUGGCUCGCUGUAACAUGGAGGAAUCGGUCCGCAGCGUGUCCUUCAACAACGACGGCUCGCAGCUCGCUCUGGGCAUGAAGGACGGAUCCUUUACCGUGUUGCGUGUCAGGGACAUGACGGAGGUGGUGCACAUCAAGGACAGGAAGGAGGUGAUCCAUGAGCUGAAGUUCUCCCCUGAUGGUUCCUUCCUGGCUGUUGGAUCCAACGACGGGCUGGUGGACGUCUACGCCGUCGCCCAGCGCUACAAGAAGGUGGGCGAGUGCAGCCGCUCCGCCUCCUUCAUCACUCACCUGGACUGGUCUGUGGACAGCCGGUUCCUGCAGACCAACGACGGGGCCGGGGAGCGGCUCUUCUACAGGAUGCCAGCAGGGAAGCUGGUUCCCAAAGAGGAGGCGAAGGGGAUCCACUGGAUGACGUGGACCGGCGUAAUCGGGUCAGAAGUGAACGGGAUCUGGCCCAAAUACUCCACGGUCAGCAAUGUGAACUCUGUGGACGCAAACUACAGCAGCGCGGCGCUGGUGACCGGGGACGACCUCGGCCUUGUCAAGCUCUUCAGGUUCCCCUGCCUGAAGAAAGGAGCUAAAUUUAAGAAGUACAUCGGUCACUCGGCCCAUGUCACGAACGUUCGCUGGUCCAACGACCUGCAGUGGGUCGUCAGCACCGGGGGGGCCGACCACGCCGUAUUCCAGUGGAGGUUCCUGCCUGAGGGUGUCAUGAACGGGGUCCUUGAGCCCCUCCUGCAAGAGGGCUACGCCGACUCCAACAGUGGAGAGUCGGACUCGGACCUGUCGGACGUCCCGGAGCUCGACUCGGACAUCGAGCAGGAAGCUCAGACCAGCUACGAGCGUCAGGUGUAUAAGGAGGACCUACCUCAGCUGAGGAAGAAUCUGAUUGGUUCUCUGAAGCGCCAGAAGGCUCCGGAGGAGGGGCUUCGUCUGCAGUUUGUUCACGGGUACCGGGGCUUUGACUGCAGGAACAACCUGUUCUACAGCCAGGCGGGGGAGGUGGUGUACCACGUGGCCGCCGUCGCUGUGGUCUACAACCGUCUGCAGCACAGCCAGAGGUUCUACCUGGGCCACGAUGACGACAUCCUCAGCCUCACCGUGCACCCCCUCAAAGACUACGUGGCCUCCGCUCAGGUCGGCAGAGACCCGGCAAUCCAUGUGUGGGACAUCCAGACUCUGAAGUGUCUGUCGCUGCUGAAGGGUCAUCACAGCAGGGGGGUGUGUGCUCUGGAGUUCACAGCGGACGGGAAGAGUUUAGUCUCGGUUGGAAUCGAUGACUUUCACUCCAUCGUCAUCUGGGACUGGAAGAAAGGAGAGAGACUUGCCAAGGCCAGGGGUCACAAAGAGAAGACGUUCGUGGUGAGGAGUAACCCCUUCAGGAUGGACAAGCUGGUGACGGUCGGCAUGAAGCAUAUCAAGUUCUGGCAGCACUCAGGGGGGGGCCUGACCUUUAAACGGGGGAUCUUCGGGAACCUGGGGAGGCAGGAGACGAUGAUGUCGGCGUGUUAUGGCCGCUCGGAGGACCUGGUGUUCUCCGGAGCUACCAACGGAGACGUCUACAUCUGGAGAGACACCACGCUGAUCAAGACAAUCAAAGCCCACGACGGGCCGGUGUUCGCCAUGUGCUCGCUGGACAAGGGCUUUGUGACGGGGGGGAAGGACGGCAUCGUGGAGCUGUGGGACGACAUGUUUGAGAGAUGCCUGAAGACGUACGCCAUCAAGAGGACCGCGCUGUCCCCCUCCUCUAAAGGUCUGCUGCUGGAGGAUAACCCCUCCAUCAGAGCGAUCACUCUGGGUCACGGUCACAUCCUGCUGGGCACCAAGAACGGAGAAAUCCUGGAGAUCGAUAAGAGCGGCCCCAUGACGCUGCUGCUGCAGGGUCACAUGGAGGGGGAGGUGUGGGGUCUGGCAGCUCACCCUCUACUUCCUGUCUGCGCCACCGUCAGCGACGACAAGACUCUGAGGAUCUGGGAGCUGUCGGCCAACCAUCGCAUGGUGGCCGUCCGCAAACUGAAGAAGGGCGGCCGCUGCUGCGCCUUCUCUCCAGACGGGAAGGCGUUGGCGGUGGGUCUGAACGACGGCAGCUUCCUGGUGGUGAACGCCGACACGCUGGAGGACAUGGUGACCUUCCACCACCGCAGGGAGCUCAUCUCUGACAUCCGCUUCUCCCAAGACGCUGGGAAGUACCUGGCCGUGGCGUCACACGACUCCUUCGUGGACAUCUACAACGUGCUGACCAGCAAGAGGGUGGGCAUCUGCAAAGGAGCCGGGGGCUACAUCACCCACCUCGACUGGGACUCCAGAGGUAAGCUGCUGCAGGUGAACACAGGGAACAAAGAGCAGCUGUUCUUUGAGGCACCGCGAGGACGCAAGCAGAGCAUCAGCAUGGCCGAGUUCGAGAAGCUGGAGUGGGCAGGCUGGACGUCGGUGCUGGGUCCGACUUGCGAGGGGGUGUGGCCCACGCUCAGCUUCGUCAACGCUGCCUCGCUCACUAAAGACCGCAAGUUGCUCUCCACCGGGGACGACUUCGGCUUCCUCAAACUGUUCAGUUUCCCCUCACGGGGCCAGUUUGCCAAGUUUAAGAAGUACGUGGGUCACAGCACCAACGUGACCAACGUUCGCUGGUCCAAUGACGACUCGGUGCUGCUGUCAGUGGGGGGGGGCGACACGGCGCUGAUGAUCUGGACCAGAGAGCCCGCCGGCCACAAGGAGAGCAAAGCUGUGGACAGCGAGGAGUCGGACGACGACCCGGAGGAGGACGGAGGGUACGACAGUGAUGUGGCCCGGGAGAAGGCGGUGGACUACGUCACUAAGAUCUACUCUGCCAGCAUCAGGAACAUGAUCGGAACCAGACCUCACCUGCAGCACCGAGAACUCCCUGUGGAGGAGAGGCCUCCGGUGAGUCGUGCUGCUCCGCUGCCUGAUAAACUUCUGAAGAACAACGUGAGCAAGAAGAAGAAGCUGGUGGAGGAGCUGGUGUUGGAGCACGUGUUCGGCUACCGAGGCUUCGACUGCCGCAACAACCUGCACUACCUGAACGACGGCGCAGACAUCAUCUUCCACACCGCCGCUGCCGUCAUCAUCCAGAACCUGUCCGCUGGAACGCAGAGUUUCUACCUGGAGCACACCGACGACAUCUUGUGUCUGACCGUCAACCAGCACCCUAAGUACCAGAACAUCAUCGCCACGGGACAGAUCGGUGACCUCGCUGACCUGCCAGAGGCGGAGGUGUCCGGCCUUUCUCCCUCCAUCCAUGUGUGGGACGCCCUGACGAAGCAGACGCUCUCCAUCCUGCGCUGCUGCCAUGCUAAAGGCGUGGGCUACGUUAACUUCAGCGCCACCGGGAAGCUGCUGCUGUCCGUGGGGGUGGAGCCUGAACACACCAUCACCGUGUGGAGGUGGCAGGAAGGCACCAAGGUGACCUGUAAAGGCGGCCAUGCCGAGCGGAUCUUCGUGGUGGAGUUCAGACCAGACUCGGACACCCAGUUUGUGUCGGUGGGAAUCAAACACAUCAAGUUCUGGACUCUGGUGGGCGGCUCGCUGGUUUACAAGAAGGGAGUGAUCGGCGCGGUGGAGGAUGGCCGCAUGCAGACCAUGCUGUCCGUGGCCUUCGGUGCUAACAACCUGACCUUCACCGGCGCUAUCAACGGAGACGUGUUCGUGUGGCGGGAGCACUUCCUGGUGCGGGUGGUGGCGAAGGCGCACAGCGGCCCGGUGUUCACCAUGUACACAACGCUGAGGGACGGCCUCAUCGUCACCGGAGGGAAGGAGCGCCCGACGAAGGAAGGCGGUGCGGUGAAGCUGUGGGAUCAGGAGAUGAAGCGCUGCAGAGCCUUCCAGCUGGAGACCGGGCAGCCGGUGGAGAACGUGAGGUCCGUCUGCAGGGGGAAGGGUAAGAUCCUGGUGGGCACGAAGGACGGGGAGAUCAUCGAGGUGGGGGAGAAGAACGCCGCCUCCAACACCAUGAUCAACGGACACACUCAGGGGGGGAUCUGGGGGCUCGCCGCUCACCCCUUCAAAGACGUCUUCAUCUCCGCCAGUGACGACGGAACCAUCCGGAUCUGGGACCUGGCUGACAAGAAACUGCUGAACAAGGUGAGUCUGGGUCACCCCGCUAAGUGUACGUCCUACAGUCCCAACGGGGAGAUGGUUUCCAUCGGCAUGGAGAACGGAGAGUUCAUCGUGCUGCUCGUCAACUCGCUCACCGUGUGGGGCAAGAAGAGGGACCGCAGUGCGGCCAUCCAGGACAUCCGGUUCAGUCCUGAUAACCGGUUCCUGGCGGUGGGCUCGCUGGAGAGCGCGGUGGAUUUCUACGACCUGUCUCUGGGUCCGGCUCUGAACAGGGUGGGGUACUGUAAGGACAUCCCAGGCGCCGUCCUGCAGGUGGACUUCUCCGCCGACAGCCAACACAUCCAGGUGUCCAGCAGCAGCUACACCCGGCAGGUCCACCAGGUCCCCUCAGGGAGGCUGCUGUCAGAGCCGGCGCUGUGUGAGAAGAUCACCUGGGCCACCUGGACCAGCGUCCUGGGGGAGGAGGUCCUGGGGGUGUGGCCCAGGAACUCUGAGAAGGCGGAGGUGAACUGUGGCUGCGUGUCUCACUCCGGACUCAGCCUCGCCACCGGGGACGACUUCGGACUCAUCAAGCUGUUUGACUUCCCCUGCAGCGACAAAUUCGCCAAACACAAGAGGUACUUUGGACACUCGGCUCACGUCACUAAUGUCCGCUUCUCCUGUGACGAUAAGUUCCUGAUCAGCGCCGGAGGCAGCGACUGCAGUCUGUUUGUGUGGAGGUGUCAGUGAGGCUCUGCUGCGGCGCUGCGGGGAUCCAACCGGCCGGCUCCUCCAGCUUUUGUGUGUGUGUCAGUGCCUUCACCAUCUCUGACCAAACAUUUGAUAAAAUGUGUUUAAAUCGUGGUGCUAACAAACA
Messenger RNA from Eleginops maclovinus (Patagonian blennie), 7572 nucleotides. RefSeq names its product echinoderm microtubule-associated protein-like 6. The record is from RefSeq and is a predicted model, not a curated record. Lineage: Eukaryota; Metazoa; Chordata; Actinopteri; Perciformes; Eleginopidae. Gene Ontology annotation, molecular function: microtubule binding.